AUGGCGACGGAGGCCAAAGAGGUCCUGGAAUUCAAGCCUGAAAUUGGGGUGUCCAACGGAGGCCUCUGGGGCGCCUGGGCCUGGCAGGAGAUGUGCCCGGAGGAGACCUACGCCACGGGAUUCAGCCUCAAGGUAACACCCCCUCCCCACCCAAAAUAAAAGCCCCACCCCUCCUUUGUGCCUGGUCUGGCUCUCCCAAACAGGGGGCCAUCCCAGCUGAGCCCAGAGGUGCACGAAGGAGCAGGGGCGGACCUACAUUGGGGUGCCCUGAAGCCUGAACUGCCAUGGGGGCCCCUUCACAACCAGCAACGAGGUCUGUGUCCCCACCGCCAUCAUCUUGAAGGGGGUUGUUUCCAGCCUUCACAGCAUCUGGGCUACUGACUCUCGGACUUGGAGAUUGUUGAAAUAUAUGAACAAACAGUAAUCAAUUUGAGUCACGCAGCUCCAAUUGGGUCUACUAGACCCAUUUUUUUAAAGCAAUGUGAAAUGAGGUCACUUCUGGGGCUCCUCUGGGAUUGGGGCCCUGAAGAUGGAGCUUUGUUAGUUUCAUAGUAGAUCCGCCCCUAUGGAGGAGUGGAAUUUGGGCAGUGCUCCUGAGCAUGUACAAAGCGCCUUUCUUCCUGACAGCCUCCCUGCUCCCCUGGUGACCAAACAGCAAAAAUGGAAUGAAUUCAUUUCCCCCCUCCAUUUAUUAACACUUUUAUACAGCUUGAUAAGGGGGGAAGAACCCCCCUCCAUUUCCAAGAUGUUUUGUGAUGCUGCUGCUUGAGAGGGAGCGGUGACUCUCCCAGUGGGAAGCCAGCAAGCAGGAUUCGCACACAAGACUCCCUCCCCUCCUUCAGCUUCUUCUGCUUCUUUGGCGAUCACUCUUAGCAGAGUAAGAUUGUCUUGCAUAUCAAAGGGUGGCUUCCAGCAACUGGUGUUCAGAGAAGCAGAGCAUGACUGUCAUGGCUAGUUACCAUCCAUAUCCCUCUCUUCGUGAAUUUGUCCCCUCUAGGUUGGUGGCCCUCACAGCCUCCUGUGGCAGGGAGUUCCACAGUUUAACUGCGACGCCCUUCCUUUCACCUGCCCUGAAUCUCCCAACAUUCAUGUUUCCCUGGAUGCCCUCCCUGUGUCCUGAGAGAGGGAGGUGACUUAUCUCUAGAUGUUUUCUCCAGGUCGAAAUGAUUUUAUACAUUGAUAAUAAUAUAAUAAGAAUUUAUUACUUAAACCCCGCCCAUCUGUCUGGGUUUCCCCAGCCACUCUGGGCGGCUCCCAAGAGAAUAUUAGAAGCACGAGAAAACAUCAAAUGUUAAUAACUUCCCUAAGCAGCAGGUUUGCUAUAGCGCGUUGCGCUGCCUGCGUAAUUCCAGAGUGGAGUCCCCGAGAUGCUUGAAUGGCGCCUCGUCCGCCUCCUUCCGGCAGCUCCCGCAGCCAAGCCGGUGCCAAACGUCUUGCUCUGCUUUCCUUUGGACCCCCUCAGUGAGGCCGAGAGGGGGUCUCGUCGUCUGGGAAGCCCAGGACCUCCAGGCACACGGCCUAGACUUGCGCCCUGGCGAGGGCCGAGGUGCGCUCCCUUGUCUCUCUCCAGACAGAGGCGGAUGCCCGUCUCUCCUUCGCCUUUUCUCUAACUUGAAAAGCCCCGCACGCCGAAACCUUUCCCCCCAUUGUGUGUGUGUGGGGGGGGGGUCCUCCAUCUCCUUUGGCCGACCACCCUUCUCCCUCGCCGCCCCAGGUGGAAGCCUAUCGGGGCCCGAUGGACGACGACACGGCGCUGAACGGCAUCCGGCUCUUCUGCACUCGGGGCGGCCGGGGCGACAAGCACGAAGCGCACACCGUGGAGUCCCAGAGCGGCCCGUGAGUGGCUCCCUCUGCCUGGCCCCUGCGCCCCCACCCCCGCUCGACCCAAAGGAUUGCCCAGCCGCCCUGCUCCUCAGGGCACUUUGCUGGGCUAGGGUCUGGGUUCGAAUCCCCGCACUCGGUCCUGAAGCUCUUACUGGGCGACCGGGGGGCAGUUACUGCCUUCUCUCAUCCUGGCCUACCUCGCAGGGUUGUGGUGGCGGUCCCUUGGUGAGCUUCGUGACCGAGUGGGGAUUCGAACUCUGGCCUCUCCAAGAUCCUAGUCCUCAUUUAAUCCCUGCGACAUGAAAGGGGGCGGACUCUCCUUCCUUGGAUGGCCACCGGCCGGAGAUGCUGCAGCUGAGAUUCCUGCAUUGCCGAGGGUUGGGCUGGAUGACCCUUGGGAUCUCUCCCAACUCCGCAAUUCCAUGAUUGCGUGACUCCACCUGUUCGGACCUGCAUCUCCCAUCCGCCCCAGAGAGCACAACCAUUUGUGACCUCACGGCGUGCCUUGCAGGGGGCUGGACUAGAUGGCCCUCGAGGGCCCUCCCAACGCCGCAAUUCUAGGAUUCUAACAACCCGCCCUCAAUGUCACCCAGCGAGAGGGGAUUCGAAGCCUAGUCUCGGCCACGUCCUCGUCCGGCGCUCCAACCACUGCGCAGCACUGCCGGGCCUGACUCUCUCUCUCCCGCCCCCUUUUCUCCCCCAGGUGGGGCCAGUGGUCGCCGCCCAGCUGGUGCCCCGAGGGCACCUACCUGACGAGGUUCUCGCUGCGGGUGGAGCAGACCCGGCGCGGCCUCCACGACGACAUGGGCGCCACCAACGCGCGCUUCGCCUGCUCCGGGGGCGCCCACCUGGAGGGGCGCGGCCUGAGCUGGGGGGAGUACGGCGAGUGGAGCCCGCCCUGCCGGAAGGGCCUGUGCGGCAUCCAGACCAAGCAGGACCCGGUGCGCGGAGCCCUGAGGGACGACACCGCCCUCAACGACGUGCGCUUCUUCUGCUGCGGCCGCUGA
Podarcis lilfordi (Lilford's wall lizard) is the source of this 2831-nucleotide messenger RNA. The record is from the annotation of a GenBank genome assembly. Lineage: Eukaryota; Metazoa; Chordata; Lepidosauria; Squamata; Lacertidae.